AUUUGAUUCAAGUGAUGCAUGGUGAAAUUCUCUCUUUCUAUUUCAGGUUAUGAACCAUACCCUGUAAUAGAUGUAACAGCAGAACCAUCCAAAAAGACAAUUGUUGAAAAAACACAAAAACCAGGUGGACCUACCAAAUCUUCUGUUACAAAGGCUCCCAAACGUCCUAAACCUGAGCCAACUGAAGGUGUUGACAACAAUAAGUUACCUGAUAUAGACAUAGGUGGUGAUAGUGAUAUAACAGUUGAUCCAGCAGAUGACAAAAUGAGUACGAUUUCUAACGAUAUUAUACCAGAUGGAGAAAAUGAUGUGGAAUUCAGCACAGGGCCACCUAAUAGCAUUGGCAACUCUGCAGAGAGUACAGGCACUGCUUCAUUCAUGGAGCUCCUUUUCUCCAAUCCAGCCAUCCUGGCAGCUAUCAUUGCUGGUGGUGUGAUUGCUCUGCUGUCUGCCAUUCUCUUAGUGAUGUUCAUUGUGUAUCGUAUGAGGAAAAAAGAUGAAGGCAGCUAUUCCUUGGAUGAACCCAAGAAGUAUAAAGACCCCAAUAUGUAUUGGAAGGACACAGGAAAAGAAUUCUAUGCAUAAAACCGAAAACAGCACACAUUGUUGUUGAGAUGAGAGUCAUACUUUUCAUUACCUUAUAUGGCGUGAUACCUUGAAUAUGCAAAUUACUGUGGAACAUAGCCAAUCACAGGCCACUAUACUCUCACUCUUUCAUUAGAUUUUCAAGUUGCCAUGGUAUUACCUCUUUACAUUACUUGGACCAGUUUGUUCCAGUUGAAACCGGCUGAAAGUAGUUUAAUCCAGUCUCAGUAUUGUGAAAAGGUGCAUGUAUGCAUUAUAUGGGGGUUAUUUUAUUGACAUGGUGCUUAAUUUAGGAAUAACAUUUGGGGCCAAAAACAUAACAAAAUUGUACAGAAAUGUAAUUGGGGCCUCAACUAUCACAUGUGAUGCAUGCUAGUAAACCACUGUGCAGACACCUCAUUGUCCUGCUGGAGAGUGAUUGGUCAGUGUUUGCCAAGGAAACUACCAAUGAAUAGAGGGAAUGCCUCUUAGUCUAAAUUGGGGAAAUAAAUUAUGUAUACUAUUGUGCUGUAUUGAACAGCUUUAGUAGUGGGACAUCAUCAUGUAUGUCUUACCUGCAUAUGGAAUAACUGAUUUUUUUUAUACAGAAAUUUUAAAUUUUAGUAAAUUUACCAACUGUUAAUAAUGUUUUGUAUGUGAUGUCAUCCCCAUGCUUUCCCACUUGUCUUGUUUUAAUAUCACUACCUCUGGUGGAUUCUCUCUCUGUAUUUGUACACUUUUUGUAUAGCUUUCAUAAUUCAUAGGCAGAAUAAGAUGAGAUUUAUCUUCAAUUCAUAUAUUUAAGUGAAAUCUUUAGCAUGGAAAUAUUAAUAACUGGUUUUCCAGUCAGUUAUUGAGACUGAGAACUUUCUUUUCAGAACUGACUCCCUUGACAUGUCAGUAGCAGAUGAGGCCUAUCAAACCAAUCAAUAAUAACUGUUCUGUCUCUUCCACGUUUUUUUUUUUUAAAUUAUAAAACCUGGAUGACCUCUGCUUUCUCUAUUGCUCAGCUCUGAAUCACAAAGAAAUCUUUUGUUGAUGUCUGAAUUUAUUGGCAAAUUGAUGCAUGGAAUCUCCUGUAUAUAUACAGGCAAAACAUUGGACUAGUUUGCUUCCUUACGUCACUAUAAUAUUAUUUGGUCUUUGCGUCUUGUAACACCGGAGUCAGCCAUUAUUGCCUACCACUGCUGUCUUAUCUAUGUUUAUAUCAACCAGUUAACUAUAGUUGUUAUAGUCUGUUUGGUAUAAAAAAAAAAAAUAAAUAAAAAAAAAAAUGACUUAUCUUUAUGUAUCAUGUUGUAUUUUUAUAUACAUCCCAAAAGAAAAAAAAAGAGUGAAUUUCUGGUAUAGCUCUUAGAAAUAAAUAAAAAAAAAAAGUAGCAUUUGCAAAAGUUUAUUCUUUGCUGUAUUUACAUAUGAAAAGUUCUAUUAUACCCAUUUUCAUUUUAUCCAAUCAUAUAAUUCAUAGUACAGGACAAGAAAUUCUUAAUAUAUAUUUAUGUAUAUUAGACAAAAAGUUUGGUCACUUUCAAACUUUCAGUUGAUUUUGCGUUUUCUCCUAGUUUCAACAUUUUCAGGUUUUGUUUUUCGUCUCCAAAAUCAGGGGAAAAAUUAUGUUUAUUGUGAAACUUAUAUUUGUAGCAUUUUAGUAAACUUUAUAGAGGAAAAAAAAAACUUUUUUUGUUACGUAUAUUAAUGCUGGAAAAAUUGAUAAACUAGCAGCUCUGUUGAUGUGUGUGGUGUUGCAGGAGGUUUUGGUUAUCAACUGGAAUAUCAACCAUAACUAGUCAUGUUCUCAAAGAUCUGUCAUAUGAUGAUAAAACUGAUUACUGUAGAGAGUGGAAAAAAUUACCAGGUUUAACUUUAGUCAAUUUGUUGUUCAGGGAUAUUUACUGGAUAUUAUUAAUUUCACUGAUUUGUGAAGGAAACAUUGCAUUCAACUGUUAAAUUUAAAUAUUCACUGGGUUUUAAUUUCGGGAAUUUAUCCAUCAGCAAAAUAAUCAAAAAUAAAACCCAGUGAAUAAUGAAGCCAAGAACAGUGUUCCAAAGGUGGAACAAUUGUAUUAUUUUGUUUUCAUGCCAAUUCUAUGUUUGAGGGCAGUGUUCAAGCGACUAGUAAAACGCUAACUGACACUACACAUAAUCUCAGGGUUGUACAUUUUUGGUUUUUAUAUAGGUAUUGCUUGCAAUCUCUAGGCUUUUUUUAUUCCUAACUUUUCCUAUGUAAUGAUUAUCAUAACUAAUUUUUAAUAACUGUAGUUGAUGAACAUAAACCUGGAUUUAAAAUCAAGUUCAUCUACUACGGUCUUGACCAACAUUUUGUCAUCAUUCAAUUUUUGCUGGUUUUUGUGCCUUUUUACUCAUUCAAAACUAAAAAGAAAUAACUUGGUAUCCAGCACUUAAUUUUUAAACCUGUAUGUGUUGUUCGCAGGCUUUAUAUAUACAACUUUGAUUGAGAUAUUUAACCUGGAAAGUAAAAUUAAUAUCAGUGUGUGAUGCUUUGCUUGUAUCUCAAUAACAGAUCCUUACUGCGAUGUAGUGUUUUAUCAUUACCCACAAUGCAUUGUACUUCCUAUGUAACUAAGUAUCAAAAAAUCAACACUGUGAUGAAUGUUUUCUCAUUACCCACAAUGCACUAUGCUAUAACGUUUAUUUUCAUUGACAAAUUGUCACUGUAAUACAAGUCGUUCUAAAUCGUCUAACCUGCAUCCUAACAUGACUGCUACAUGUAUUUUAAGUUUGGCUUUUGAAAUCAUUCUUGUGGAAUGUUCUUUGUGCCGUUGUAGGAUGAUGGUUCUCAUCAGACUUGAACACAGUGAUAUCAAAGUAUUUGGCAGCUUGUUUCUAUGUUGUCCCUCAAAAAACAAAAUGAAAACAAAGCAAAGUAUUUACUUCAUAUUGAAAUUCACAACCUGGUCAACACGAUCAGAGAAUAUAAACACAACCUGGUCAACACGGUCAGAGAAUAUAAACACAACCUGGUCAACACGGUCAGAGAAUAUAAAUACAACCUGGUCAACACGGUCAGAGAAUAUAAAUAAAAUCCAACUUGUGGUUGUAGUUUUGAAGACAAGUUUACUUUGCUAUCAUUAUUUCUCGUACAAGUUGUUUGAAAUAUUCAUUUUUGUUUGUCUUCAUGUACAUUAUAUGCUAUGUAAUUCUUUGACUGUAAAAACACUGCAAUAAAUGCCUAGCACAGUUUAUACACAAAAA
Messenger RNA from Saccoglossus kowalevskii, 3777 nucleotides. RefSeq names its product syndecan-3. The record is from RefSeq and is a predicted model, not a curated record. Gene Ontology annotation, cellular component: cell surface; membrane. Gene Ontology annotation, biological process: cell migration. Lineage: Eukaryota; Metazoa; Hemichordata; Enteropneusta; Harrimaniidae.